AUGCAGUGGAAAUUGUCUUCACUUUCAAUAAUUCUUCUUUUUCUCACUCUUUUCAACACUUGGCAAACUGAAGCCAUUGUUGUGCCAAUUGAGAAACUGGAAGAGGACUUGUUCGUUGUUGAUGAUGAGGAUGGUGAUGAAAGUGGCAAUGUGGGCUCCACAAGAGUUCCGACCGAGUCUCAAGAUUUGGAUCAUAAUAAUGGGAUUGAAGAUAUGAUGAUGGAGGAAACAGAAGCGGUGUUGAUUCCAGCAGGUUGGAGAAGAUUCCGUUCAAGAAUAAGAAGUGGUCUGCGUCGAAUUCGAAACAUCUUUCGAAGAGUUCCGAUUCCACUUCUUAUUGGGAUUCUAAUCUAA
Rodentolepis nana is the source of this 354-nucleotide messenger RNA. Lineage: Eukaryota; Metazoa; Platyhelminthes; Cestoda; Cyclophyllidea; Hymenolepididae. The record is from the annotation of a GenBank genome assembly.